AUGACUGGCCUGACUGGUCGGAAUUCGAGUUGGGCCUCUGCUCUGCAGAGGGUCACCGAUCUGGGCAUGUCUGGAACUCGGCUUGGACGAGUGGACCUGAAGACCUUCGCCAACAUAGCCAACUAUCAGAAUCAGAACCUGUUGGGCAGCCAUCACCAUCUGCUCCAUAUCGCCGAACCACAAUUGCAACUGCUGCCCGCAGUGACAACGACGCCGACGCCGACGCCGACAACGCUGACGACAGCAACGACAGCUACAUCAAUAAUACCCGACACCAACACCAACACCAACACCAAUACCAUCAACAACCAACAACACCAGCGGCCAGUGUUUGAAAAAGCCAUCACCAUUUCGUCGAUUGCGAUUAAACGCAGGCCGACGCUGCCGCAAACGCCAGCGAGUGCCCCACAGGUGUUGUCGCCGUCGCCCAAGCGCCAGUGCGCCGCCGCCGUAUCGGUGCUGCCCGUGCCAGCAGCAACAGCAGUUGCCGCGCCCGGUGCCCAUCUGCAAUACGCCACCUCGCCGGCAGCAGCAGCAGCAGCAGCCGCCGCCGCAGCCGCAGCAGCAGCAGCCGCAGCGCUCAAGGGCCACCAGCUGAGCUUUGCACAUCCCACACAGUUUGCGGCCGCCGUUGCCGCGCACCACCAGCAACAGCAACAACAGCAGCAGCAACAGCAACAGCAAGUUGCCUACGCACACCAGCAACAUCAGCAGCAGCAGCAGCAGCAGCAACAGCAGCGCUUGGCGCAGUUCAAUCAGGCAGCCGCCGCCGCUGCUCUGCUCAACCAGCAUCUACAGCACUCAGCCGUUGCAGCUGCCGCGGCGCAUCAGCAACAGCAGCAGCACGUGGCGGUGCUGCAGCAGCAGCAGGCGCCUGCCCAUUAUAGUGGAUAUCAGCUGCGACACGCUCACGCACAGUACGCACCACAGCAACAGCAGCAGCAGCAGCAUUUAGUACUGAGCAAUAACAGCAACAAGCAACAUCAACAGCAACAGCAACAGAGUAGCUCAGCGGCAACAGCAACAACAGCAGCAGUUGCUGCCCAGCACCCACCUGCAGCAACCACUGCUUUAAGUGUUGCCACAACAGCAGCAGCAACAAUCAACAACAACAACAACAAUACAAACUCCCCGGGCAGCUCCACGCACGAGUCACAGUCGCACGAGUCAGCGCCGACGACUCCCUCGCCGGCAGGCAGUGUCAGUGCCGCAGCAGCAGUUGCCAGCGACAACAACAACAACAAUACAAACACAACAACAACUGCAGGCGCCCCAACAGCAGCAGCAUCAGCAACAAUAAGCAGAGACGCCAGCAUAAUGGAAAAUCAAAUGGCGUUGGCCCCGCUGGGACUCUCACAGAGCAUGGACUCCGUGAACACGGCCAGCAAUGAGGAAGAGGUGCGCACAUUGUUCGUCAGUGGCUUGCCAAUGGAUGCUAAGCCACGCGAGCUCUAUUUGCUAUUCAGAGCCUAUGAGGGCUACGAAGGAUCUCUACUGAAAGUAACUAGCAAAAAUGGCAAAACAGCAUCGCCCGUCGGUUUCGUAACAUUCCAUACAAGAGCCGGAGCCGAGGCAGCCAAACAGGAUCUACAGCAGGGUGUUCGCUUCGAUCCCGAUAUGCCCCAAACAAUUCGCUUGGAAUUCGCCAAGAGUAACACGAAAGUGAGCAAACCCAAACCACAGCCCAAUACAGCGACAACAGCCUCACAUCCUGCAUUGAUGCACCCACUCACUGGACAUCUGGGCGGGCCAUUCUUUCCGGGCGGACCCGAGCUAUGGCAUCAUCCGUUAGCGUAUUCAGCCGCCGCCGCCGCUGAGCUACCCGGUGCCGCUGCCUUGCAGCAUGCAACACUCGUGCAUCCGGCAUUGCAUCCGCAGGUGCCCGUACGCUCCUAUCUCUGACUAAAUACAGACAAAGUAAUGGAGCAGCCUAUGCAUCAAACUCAAAUGACAAUGCCACAUCAUCAGACAACUGCAACCGCUUUACAUCCCAGCCAGCAGGCGGCUAUGGCGCACUUAGCCGCUGCCGCUGCCGCUAACGGUGGUGCUGGUGGAGCAGCUGCGGCUGCUGCUGCCGCUGCGGCGCCGCAAGGUACUGCCGGUAACCCAGCUGCAGCUGCUGCCGCCGCCGCUGCUGCUGCGGCCGCAUCACAUCAUCAUUUUUUAUCCAGUCCCGCUCUGGCUAGCCCCGCCGGCUCCACCAACAAUGCCGCACAUCCAGCUAAUCCGCAAAUAGCAGCUAAUGCGCCCUGCUCGACGCUGUUCGUAGCCAAUUUGGGUCAGUUUGUGUCCGAGCAUGAGCUGAAGGAGGUUUUCUCUAGUAUGCCUGGCUUUUGUCGCCUACGAAUGCACACAAAAGCAGCAGCUACCAACUGCAAUACAACCAACACCAAUACCAACAUCAGCAGCAGCAGCAACAACAGCAACAGCAACACCAAUUCUGGCCAGCAGCAGCAACAGCAUCCGGUGGCCUUUAUUGAAUUCAACGAUGCUCCGAGCGCCGCGCAGGCCAUGCAACAGCUGCAGGGCAAGUAUUUGCUCAGUUCAGAUCGCGGCUGCAUACGCAUCGAGUAUGCCAAGACGAAGAUGCUUAACGAGUUGUCGCUGCCGCUCAUGAAUGGCAAGGCAGCAGCAGCAGCUGCAGCAGCGCAACAACAACUAUUUUUAUUGAAUGGCGGCUUGGAUUUGGGGCAUGUUGCAAAUACCAACAUGCUAGUCACUGCACCAGCAAUCAGCACCACAACACAAGCAUCGACACAGCAGCAGCAACAGCAACAGCAACAGCUACAACAGCAGCAACAUUUCCAACUACAGCAACAGCAAAUGCAACAACAACAACUACAGCUACAGCCACCUGCAGGCUGUACCAGCACCAGCACCACUAGCGUUGUUGUUAACUCACUACAGCACAACCAACUUCAUCCAAAUCAGCACCACCAAAAUCAUCUCUUUAGAGACAGGAGCGGGUAUGGAAUCAAGGCAUGAUUUGCUCGCUAAGAAACUAGAGCGUGAAAUGCAGCAACAACAGCAACAUCAACAGCAGCAGCAACAACAACAGCAGCAUCAUCA
This is a messenger RNA of Drosophila hydei, 3069 nucleotides long. It is a transcript of the gene cpo, whose product is annotated as protein couch potato. The record is from RefSeq and is a predicted model, not a curated record. NCBI's taxonomy places the organism in Eukaryota, Metazoa, Arthropoda, Insecta, Diptera, Drosophilidae. The transcript is spliced from 11 exons. Gene Ontology annotation, molecular function: mRNA binding.